UCCGCAAAGUUUGUUUGCAUUUCGUCAUUGAAUGAUUCAUGUGUUUCAGAGCUUCUCUUGCUGCUUCUUUUAUCGCUGUUGGUGUUUAUUUUGCGACCAUUCAGCGGGCAGAAAUAAAAGAAGGCAGCAUGUCCUCCUCACUGCCUCGAUACGUUGUCUGGGAGUCAGAGGGCUUGGUGGCCUACCUCAACCCCCGGCCCUGGACUCCAGGCUCYGUGAUCCUGGAGAGCAGUGCUCCUGGUAGUCCAGGGGGCAGCAUCUUCCACCUGAAUCAGUCUGAGUAUUUAUCCUGGCUGCUGGGGGCAAGAGCCGUAGCGGAGCUGCUGUGCGACAGGUUGGGCGUUCGGAGGUGUGCUCUGGUUAGCAGACCCCACAGAGACAGACCUGCUCAGAUCCGUGUCCUCCCACUUCACGGUCUGGAUGCAGAAUGGUGCCCUCACCUCGCUGGAGAAGAGGAGCACAAUGCCCACGACCCGGGCUUCUGCACCUCCAAAACYGCCCCUCGAUGGAGCGAGUCCAACCUGAAUGAGAUCCAGACCAGAAUUAGAGCUAAGCUCCCRUCCCCCGAUGCCCCACCUGAUCUCACGUUCCUCGGGGACGAUCCGGACCACCCUGGCCUUUUCUCCCGUAUCGUUCGCGGGGAGGAGCAGCAGUGGCGGGUGUGGGAGGACGAAAACCACGUAGCUUUUCUCACGCCUUUCCCCAACUCCCCAGGCUUCACCGUGUUAGUCCCACGCCGACCUUUGACCUCUGAUAUCUUCAAACUGGAAAAGGCAGAUUACGAGGCUCUGGUGCUGGCUACCAGGAAGGUGUCACGCCUGCUUGAGGAGGGGUUGGGUGCCUGGGGGGUGGGGCUUAUUUUUGAAGGUUAUGAAAUAGACUACGCUCAUGCCAAGUUGAUCCCCCUGGUUCAGUCCUCACUGUUGGGGGCAGAACACACCGUCACCAAAUCCCAGCCUCCACUGUUUCACCCCACGUACCCUGGAUAUGUCACAUCAGAGGAUGGACCUGAAGCCAGCUCGGAAAACCUGAAGAAGCUCCACGCUGGAAUUACUCAGACCUGAUGUUAUAGUUUAGUUCCUGCCGGGGCAAAUACCUUAUAUAGUCUUUUUACUGGAUCAUUAAUGUGUGUCCUUAUUUUCCUGGACUAACCAUGGAGGAAUGCUUGAUUUGUGCCAACACGUAUUAAAAUUACAAUUUGUUGUUUUCCAUUAAAAAAAUGAAUAAAAUCAUUUCUGGAAGACAAAUCA
Molecule: messenger RNA, 1250 nt
Organism: Austrofundulus limnaeus
Lineage: Eukaryota; Metazoa; Chordata; Actinopteri; Cyprinodontiformes; Rivulidae
Exons: 3
Coding region: 39-1064 (341 amino acids)
Molecular function (GO): catalytic activity
Source: RefSeq, a predicted model, not a curated record